Molecule: messenger RNA, 2158 nt
Organism: Cladocopium goreaui
Lineage: Eukaryota; Dinophyceae; Suessiales; Symbiodiniaceae
Source: the annotation of a GenBank genome assembly
CAACGUUUGCACGCAGCAAAUUCAGACCAUGGCGAAAGAUGUCAGGAAUCCCGAAUUUUGGAACAAAUUUAUGCAGCGGCCAGAGGUGCAAGCUGCGAUGCGCUCGAAACUGAAAUACGAAAGCGCUGCUGAGGCAGCGCAGAGAACCAAGCUGGACAAACUGGAAAGAAAGCAGAGAAGGUACGAGAUCAUGGAUGAGUUGAUGAAAUGCGCGACCAACAUCAAGCACCUCAUUUCUCCAAUGUUCCGGUACAAAAUCACGCAACAGUACCUUUGGAAGGUACUGUGUGAAGCUCGAAAAGAAGGGAUUCUUUUCUGCGACAAGUUACGGCAACCACAGGUUUACCACCGGCUGCAGGCGAUUAAGGCCGAGAUCACGGCAGGUCCCUAUGGAGUGGCCGGCUGGCAAGCUGAAGAAGAGGUGGAGGAAGAUUUGAUGGACAAGAUGGUGGUGGAAGCCGAUUGUAUCCCUGGGGGUAUCGAUGGUGAGGCACCGGACCGCAAGCAAGUCUUAGAUCGACGAGAGAUUCAGGGCGUCCUCGAUUUUGGGCAGAAGAUCAAGACGGAAGGGAACGAGGCCUUCCUGAACGAGAAUUGGGAAGGAGCUCUUACCAGGUACUGCCAAGGAGACGAAAUGCUGAAGAACUUUGCCGCCGAGCCCCAUCUCGACAAGGAAAACAAGGAAUUGAAGACGAUGCACCGCCAGUGCUUGAACAACAAGGCCAAUGCUGCCCUGCAGAUGGACCAGUGGCAGACGGCGCUGCGGGCGGCCGAAUCGGCCUUGAAGCUGAAGAUGGACGAUGAGAAGGCACUCUUCCGGAAGGCACAAGCUCUGGAAGGUCUAGGACGGACUGAUGAGGCCUUGGAAGUAUUGGAUGAAGUGGAACAGAUCGCCGAAGAUAUGGAUGAGGACUUCAGGGAACAAAUCCUGGACGAUGUCAAAGAACGACGCGAGGAGAUCAAGGCGAUCGAGCACAAGGCUGCCAAGAGCUUCAACAACAUGUUCAAAGCUAUGGGAGAUAAGCAGGUCUUCGGCAGUGGCCGCUUCUUGGCGGAUGGCACUUCGCCGCCCCCGGCACUCACAGGUGCCGAAGAGAGGCAGCUGAAGCGAAUCAAGGAGCAAGACGAGUAUCGGGCCGGCAAGCUGAAGUACGAGUUGGAGCAGCGGCGAAAGGAAGGAAAGCCGCUGGUCGACCUUCCACAAGAGCCCGAGAUGCCAACACCCAACAAGCCGCCCCUAGGCUUCCGAAGCUCCGAAAGGACCAGGACCCUGACCAAGGCUCAGGCCCAGCAGCUCUUGGAGGAGCUUUUUUGGAACAUGGGGUUGAAACUGCAAACAGUACAGCUGUCAGCUUGGGACGCCAUGGCACCUACAGGUGUGACAGCGUUCCAAUAUGGCACAGGCGAGAAAAGCUGCCUGAGUCAGCCACGAGGCUUACACCUAGACCAGGAUGGCAACCUCUACGUCGCCGACUUCGGGAACUUCUGUGUGGUCCGCUUCGCGACCACCGAAGGGAACGACGGGAACGGUCCCGGCGGCCGUGUGGUGGUGGGGCAGCGAGGGAAACAGCUGCUGGAUGUGGAUUACCUCAAGGACAUCGGCAAACCCUUGGCUCCGGCUGACGGUGAAGGGGUGCUCCUGAAGAACCCCAUCGAUGUGGCGCUCAACGCGGACGGCUCUCUUCUGGUGCUGGACUGCCCCAUGGGCCGAGUGCAGUGUUUCGAGCAAGGUGCUAAAACGUCCUUGGCCACGGUGAUGGUUCCGCCGCCCAGGUCCAUGCCAGCCAAGUCUCUGGCGGUGCCCGAAGCCAUCAAGCAUCCGCGCUCCAUGCUUCGCCUGUCCGAUGGAAGUCUGGUGAUUUGCGACACCUGGAGUCACCGGGUACUGAAGUACAACAAGGACGCCAUGGCGCCAGAGUUGCUGGCUGGCUCGCCGAACUCCUGUGGCUGUAGCGACUCGCAGCUGAACUUCCCCAGCUGCGUGGCCUUUGGGUCGGACGGCUGUCUGUUGGUGGCGGAUACGAAUAACCACCGCAUCCAGCGCUUCCAACCGGGCGAACUCACAGGCGUGACCGUGGCGGGCUCUGCGGCUGGGAAGGCUGGCGAUGGUCCUUGGGAGUUGUGCAUGCCCACAGGUGCGGAGAGGUGGAGAUGGUGA